Molecule: messenger RNA, 3421 nt
Organism: Ochotona curzoniae (black-lipped pika)
Lineage: Eukaryota; Metazoa; Chordata; Mammalia; Lagomorpha; Ochotonidae
Gene: PTK7
Product: protein tyrosine kinase 7 (inactive)
Exons: 20
Coding region: 126-3335 (1069 amino acids)
Biological process (GO): protein phosphorylation; homophilic cell-cell adhesion; synapse organization
Cellular component (GO): neuronal cell body; axon; plasma membrane
Molecular function (GO): axon guidance receptor activity; protein kinase activity; ATP binding
Source: RefSeq, a predicted model, not a curated record
GGCUGUCGGCUGCUGCAGGGGCGCCCGUGCUCCGCGCCGGUGCACUUCGCUUUCUGGGCCCGCCGUGGAGCGCAAUUGGCGCGUUGGCCGUGCGCCCUCCGGCUCCUCUCCCCGAGCCCGCCGCGAUGGGAGCUGCGCGGGGAUCUGCGGCCAGCACCUUCUGGCUGCCCCUGCUCAGUGUUCUGCUGCUGCCGCUGCUAGGCGGCACCUGGGCAGCCAUUGUCUUCAUCAAGGAACCAUCUUCACAAGAUGCUCUGCAAGGCCGCCGGGCACUGCUGCGCUGUGAGGUCGAGGCCCCGGGCCCUGUACACAUCUACUGGCUGCUCAAUGGGGUGCCCGUCCAGGACACAGAGCGUCGUUCCGCCCAGGGCAGCAGCCUGAGCUUUGCCGCCGUGGAUCGGCUGCAGGACUCGGGUGCCUUCCAGUGUGUGGCUCGCGAUAAUGUCACUGGAGAGGAAGCCCGCAGUGCCAACGCCUCCUUCAACAUCAAAUGGAUCGAGGGGGGUCCCGUGACCCUGAAGCACCCAGCCUCCGAGGUUGAGAUCCAGACCCAGACCCAGGUCACACUGCGCUGCCACAUCGAUGGGCACCCUCGGCCCACCUACCAGUGGUUCCGAGAUGGCACUCCCCUCUCGGAUGGUCAGAGCAACCAUACGGUCAGCAGCAAGGAGCGCCACCUGACCCUCAAGCCAGCCAAUCCCGAGCACAAUGGCGUUUACUCCUGCUGUGCCCACAAUGCCUUUGGCCAGGCCUGCAGCAGCCAGAAUUUCACCUUGAAUAUUGCAGAUGAGAGCUUUGCCAGGGUGGUGCUGGCACCCCAGGACCUGGUAGUGGCAAGGAACGACGAGGCCAUGUUCCAUUGCCAGUUCGCGGCCCAGCCAGCCCCAAGCCUGCAAUGGAUCUUUGAGGAUGACACUCCCAUCACCAACCGCAGUCGCCCCCCACACCUCCGCAGAGCCACCGUGUUUGCCAAUGGCUCCCUGCUGCUGACCCAGGUCCGGCCUCGCAACGCAGGGGUCUACCGAUGCGUGGGCCAAGGCCAGAGGGGUCCCCCUGUCAUCCUGGAGGCCACGCUGCACCUGGCAGAGAUUGAAGACAUGGCGCCCUUUGAGCCUCGCGUGUUCACUGCUGGCAGUGAGGAGCGUGUGGCCUGCCCACCCCCGCACGGCCUGCCAGAGCCCAGUGUGUGGUGGGAGCAUGCCGGUGUGCGGCUGCCCACCCAUGGCAGGGUCUACCAGAAUGGCCAUGAUCUGGUGUUCACCAGAACGGCUGAGGGUGACGCUGGCGUCUACACCUGCCUCGCGGCCAAUCUGGCUGGCCAGCGGCGACAGGACAUCAACAUCACCGUGGCCACGGUGCCCAUAUGGCUGCAGAAACCACAGGACAGCCAACUGGAGGAGGGCAAGCCGGGCUACCUGCACUGCCUGACCCAGGCCACUCCCAAGCCCACCGUGGUCUGGUAUCGGAACCAGAUGCUCAUCUCUGAGGACUCCCGGUUCGAGGUGUCCAAGAAUGGGACCCUGCGAAUCAACAGCGUGGAGGUGUAUGAUGGCACGUGGUACCGCUGUGUGAGCAGCACCCCAGCUGGCAGCAUUGAAGCCCAGGCCCGUGUCCAAGUGCUGGAGAAGCUCAAGUUCACGCCGCCGCCCCAGCCACAGCAGUGCAUGGAGUUUGACAAGGAGGCCACAGUGCCCUGCUCAGCCACUGGCCGAGAGAAACCCACUAUUAAGUGGGUACGAGCAGAUGGGAGCAGCCUCCCCGAGUGGGUGACCGACAAUGCAGGGACCCUGCACUUUGCCCGUGUGACCCGAGACGACGCCGGCAACUAUACUUGCAUCGCCUCCAACGGGCCGCAGGGCCAGAUCCGUGCUCACGUGCAGCUCACUGUGGCAGUCUUCAUCACCUUCAAGGUGGAGCCGGAACGCACGACUGUGUACCAAGGCCACACGGCCCUGCUGCGGUGCGAGGCCCAGGGGGACCCCAAGCCGCUCAUCCAGUGGAAAGGCAAAGACCGCAUCCUGGACCCUACCAAGCUUGGACCCAGGAUGCACAUCUUUCAGAACGGCUCCCUAGUCAUCCAUGAUGUGGCCCCCGAGGACUCGGGCCGCUACACCUGCAUCGCGGGCAACAGCUGCAACAUCAAGCACACAGAGGCCCCCCUCUACGUCGUGGACAAGCCGGUGCUGGAGGAGGAGGGCCUGGGCAGCCCUCCACCCUACAAGAUGAUUCAGACCAUCGGGUUGUCUGUGGGAGCCGCCGUAGCCUACAUCAUCGCUGUGCUGGGCCUCAUGUUCUACUGCAAGAAGCGCUGCAAGGCCAAGAGACUGCAGAAGCAGCCCGAGGGCGAGGAACCGGAGAUGGAGUGUCUCAACGGUGGGCCUCUGCAGAACGGGCAGCCCUCGGCCGAGAUCCAGGAGGAAGUGGCCCUCAGCAGCUUGGGCUCGGGCCCAGCAGCCGCCAGCAAGCGCCACAGCAUGAGUGACAAGAUGCAUUUUCCCCGGGCCAGCCUGCAGCCUAUCACCACCCUUGGCAAGAGUGAGUUCGGGGAGGUGUUCCUGGCCAAGGCGCAGGGCCUAGAGGAGGGCGUGGCCGAGACCCUGGUAUUGGUGAAGAGCCUGCAGAGCAAGGACGAGCAGCAGCAGCUGGACUUCCGCAGGGAAUUCGAGAUGUUUGGGAAGCUGAACCAUGCUAACGUGGUGCGGCUGUUGGGGCUGUGCCGGGAGGCUGAGCCCCACUACAUGGUGCUGGAGUACGUGGAUCUGGGAGACCUCAAGCAAUUUCUGAGGAUUUCCAAGAGCAAAGAUGAAAAGCUGAAGUCCCAGCCCCUCAGCACCAAGCAGAAGGUGGCCCUGUGCAGCCAGGUGGCCCUGGGCAUGGAGCACUUGUCCAACAACCGCUUUGUACACAAGGACUUGGCUGCUCGCAACUGCCUGAUCAGUGUCCAGAGGCAGGUGAAGGUGUCGGCCCUGGGCCUCAGCAAGGACGUCUACAACAGUGAGUACUACCACUUCCGCCAGGCCUGGGUGCCCCUGCGCUGGAUGUCCCCCGAGGCCAUCCUGGAGGGUGACUUCUCCACCAAGUCGGACGUGUGGGCUUUCGGUGUGCUGAUGUGGGAGGUGUUCACCCACGGAGACAUGCCCCACGGUGGGCAGGCCGAUGACGAGGUGCUGGCAGAUCUGCAGGCUGGGAAGGCCCGACUUCCACAGCCUGAGGGCUGCCCUUCUAAGCUCUUCCGGCUGAUGCAGCGUUGCUGGGCCCCAAGCCCCAAGGACCGGCCCUCCUUCAGUGAGAUCGCCAACACCCUGGCCGACAGCCCUGCUGACAGCAAGCCGUGAGGAGGGAGCCCUGUGGCAGGCCAGGCCUUGGGAUGGCCUGCAGAGGGGCAGGGGUGCUUCUGGAGGGGAGCCUUCAGCAUAUUGGG